AUGGGUUCGAACCCCAGGUCCACCAAGCUGCCACUACUGGGCCCCUGAGCAAGGCCCUUAACCUUCAGUUGCUCAGUUGUAAAUCACUCUGGAUAAGGGUGUCUGGUAAGAGGAAGUUUUGGACAGAGAAAAAAGAAGGCUGUCAAACGUAUGAAAGCAGCAAGUCUGGAAGUUGAGAGAAGCUUUUUCGUUAUGCUAGGCAAUAUUAUGAAGACAAAUCUUUGGAGUUCAUAUAAGGAAAGUGUAAUGUAUGCACUAUGGGGUUUCAUAGUUUUGUGAUAAGCCUGCCCCCUAGUGGUGACCUAUCGUGAUGUAUUGAUAUUUGCAUUCAGUUCGGGUUCAGUAAAAGAAUAACGUGAGAUACACAGCAAAUGAUGGUGUCGCGUUAUUAUUAUUCUGCCCGCAGACUCAACAGAAAGCUACAAGCAUCUGCAAAAACUACACUCAUUCCUGCCAUAGAAAACUUUAAACUUUAAAUGAACGAGUGUUACAAAGGUAGCGUUUAGGCGCCCUCUAGCGGGCUUUGACGGAUUUGCCGAAAUUGAUUGUGCACAUGAGGGAGAAAUGUGCCUCUCUUAUUACCUGAGGCAUUCUCCUUUGUAUAAUAUUAAGGACAUAUCCUUAAAUAUUUAGAAGUAAAUAAGUAUUUAAAGCGACUGUUUUCAAAAAAUACCACUGCAACAGACAUCAGUGAUAUUAAAGACUUAUACUGGUGAAAAAGUGUCUCCAAAAGGAAAAUUACCAGUAACUGUGAAUUACAAAGAAAAUCAGCAACAGCUCAACCUGUAUGUCCUGGAAAAUGGAGGGCCUGCAUUGUUCGGACACGAAAGGCUGAGGAAAAUACCUCUGGACUGGCACGCAAUAAAAAACUUGAAUGCAAAGGGACACAAAUGACUUUAUCGCAAAUUGUACAAAAUGCAGAACCUGUGUUUCAGAAAGGAAUAGGAACACUUAAAGGAAUAAAAGGGACUCUGGAGUUAAAAGAAGACACUUCUUCAAAAUUCUUUAAAACCCGCCCAGUUCCAUAUGCAAUUCGUCCCAAGGUGGAGGCAGAGCUGGAUCAUUUGGAAAAAACAGGAAUCCUGACUAAAAUUGAACAGAGUGAAUGGGCAACGCCCAUAGUUCCUGUGAUCAAAAAGGGUAAGACAGGGGAUGUGCGUAUUUGUGGGGACUUUAAAGUGACCAUUAAUCCAGCUCUUCAUGCAGUACAGUAUCCCCUGCCACGCAUUGAAGAUAUUUUCGCAUCCUUGUCCAGUGGAGAACACUUCUCAAAAAUUGACCUGGCCAAAACAUACCUCCAAAUGGAGAUGGAUGAGCAAUCCAAGAAAUUCUUGACCAUCAACAUACAUAAAGGGCUCUAUCAGUACAACCAUCUUGUUUUUGGAAUUGCAUCAGCCCCUGCCUUGUGGCAGAGAGCGAUGGACCAGGUGCUGCAGGGUAUUCCAGGAACGCAGUGUUACCUGGACGAUAAUAUUGUAACAGGGAAGGAUGAUGCAGAUCACCUCCAAAACUUACAAAACUUGUGUGCUGACUCGACUGUGUGAGUAUGGACUAAGAGCUAACAAAGAAAAAUGUGAGUUCUUCAAGUCUCGGAUUUCUUAUUGUGGUCAUGUGAUAGACAAAGAUGGUCUACACAAGUCACAGGACAAAAUUGAAGCUGUGUUAAAUGCACCAC
This is a messenger RNA of Tachysurus fulvidraco (yellow catfish), 1675 nucleotides long. RefSeq lists its product as uncharacterized. The coding region runs from base 891 to 1544 and encodes 217 amino acids. The transcript has a single exon. NCBI's taxonomy places the organism in Eukaryota, Metazoa, Chordata, Actinopteri, Siluriformes, Bagridae. The record is from RefSeq and is a predicted model, not a curated record.